Messenger RNA from Anopheles nili, 1521 nucleotides. RefSeq names its product cytochrome P450 4d1-like. The transcript is spliced from 4 exons. The coding region runs from base 1 to 1521 and encodes 506 amino acids. The record is from RefSeq and is a predicted model, not a curated record. Gene Ontology annotation, molecular function: monooxygenase activity; heme binding; iron ion binding. NCBI's taxonomy places the organism in Eukaryota, Metazoa, Arthropoda, Insecta, Diptera, Culicidae.
AUGUUACUCUUCCUAACCAUCGCGGUGGUGUUCCUGAGCUACGCGCUGUUCCGGUAUCACCAGAAGCGCCAACAGCUGCUCAAGAUAUCGAGCUUCUUUAAUGGCCCGUUCCCGGAGUACUUUCUCGGGUGUUAUUAUGUCUUCAAAAACAAGACGGUUCCAGAAAUCUUCGAUGUGCUCUAUCAAAUGCACCGGAAGUACGGCUCUGAUGUGAGCAUGCCCGGUGCAUUCAAUGACCUGGUGUUGGACAUCUCAAGCCCACAGAACGUAGAGAAGGUGUUGCUGUCGAAGACGACCAAGAAGUCGUUCCCGUACGAGUUCCUAGAGGUUUGGCUUGGCACCGGACUACUGCUAUCGUUCGGUGAAAAAUGGUUCCAGCGUCGGCGCAUCAUAACGCCGGCGUUCCACUUCAAGAUGCUGGAUCAGUUCAUGGACGUGUUCAACCACGAGGCGGACGUGCUGGUGGAGAAACUCGAGAAACGCGUGAACAAGGGCGAGUUCAAUAUCUACGACGACAUCACGCUGUACGCGCUGAAUAGUAUUUGUGCGACCUCGAUGGGCGUCCAGAUUAACGCCCAAGAGAACCCGAACAACGAGUACGUGCAGAGUGUGAAGCAAAUGUCCGAGUUCAUCUUCCGCCGGGUGUUUAGCAUUCUGCGCCAAUUCCCGUCGCUGUUCUUCUUGUAUCCGUUUGCGCGUGAGCAAGACCGCGUCAUCAAACGACUGCACAACUUUACGAACUCUGUGAUCGAACAGAGACGUCGUCAGUUGCAAAGCGAACAAGCGGAUGGCAAGGUCGAGUUCGAUGGUGACGAAGCGGAACUGUACUCGAAGCGUCGGGAUACGUUCCUCGAUCAGCUGUUGAAGGUGUCGAUCGAUGGUAAACCACUCAGCACAGCCGAUAUCCGUGAGGAAGUGGACACGUUUAUGUUCGAGGGCCAUGACACUACGACGUCUGGGAUUUCGUUCACGAUCCUGCACCUAGCAAAGUACCAGGAUGUGCAACAGCGGUUAUACGAGGAGAUCGAAAGCAUGCUGGGAAAGAGCGCCAAAACGACCGUCCUGACGAGUGCGUUACUGCAGGACUUUAAGUAUCUGGAUCUCGUCAUCAAGGAAUCGAUGCGCUUAGUGCCACCCGUGCCUUUCAUUGGCCGUGUGUUGCUGGAGGACAUGGAAAUGAAUGGUACCAUCGUCCCAGCCGGAACGACGAUCUCCCUAAACAUCUUUAACGUCCACCGAAAUCCGAAGGUGUUCCCUGAGCCGGAAAAGUUCAUCCCAGAGCGGUUUGCGGACGAUUACCCGAUCAAACGCGGCCCGUACGAUUACGUGCCGUUCAGUGCUGGUUUUCGGAACUGCAUCGGGCAGAAGUACGCCCUGCUCGAGAUGAAGGUGACGAUCGUGAAGCUGCUGGCCAGCUAUCGGAUCCUGUCGGGUGAAACCACCGAUCAGGUGCGUUAUAAGGCGGAUUUAGUGUUGCGACCGACCAACGGCAUCCCGGUGAAGUUGGUGAAACGAGAGUGA